AUGACAACAGUUAUAGAAAAUAUUGAAAAUAUCAAAAAUAUCGAAAAUAUUGAAAAUAUAGAAAAUCAAAAAAAUGAAAUUAAACAAGUAAUAUUUAAAUUUGGAAAUGAUGAGAGUUCUUUUGGAGAUAUUACAUUCAAUGUAACAGUACAUCAAUUAUUGGAACAUUUAAAAUCUGAAAAUAUAACAACCACUUUACCAAUAUGUCCAAAUGAAGCAAUGAUAGCAUUUGAAAGAGAUUAUAAUUUACCAAUGAUAUCAAUAGCAGUUUGUAUGAAAAAUGCAUCGAAAUUUUUAGAUGAAACUUUAUUUUCAGUAAUUAUGCAAACUUAUAAAGGUCCUUUAGAAUUAUCAAUAUUUGAUGAUGCAAGUACUGAUAAUUCUUAUGAUAUUGUUUUAAAUUGGUUACAUGUAUUUAAAUAUUUUAAAAUUGUAAUAAUAUUAAGUAAUAAAAAAUUUGGAACAAAGAUAUUUCAUCAUGAUAUUAAAGAAUAUAUAGAUAUAAUUAAUAAUAAUAAUUAUAAUAAUGAUGAUAAUGAUGAAAAUAAUGAAAAAGUAGUUGAUGAAAAUGGUAUAAUUACAAUUUUAUCAGGUGGUGUUGGAUAUGCAAGAAAUCAAGCAAUUAAAUAUAGUCAUGGUGAAUUUUUAUGUAUUUUAGAUGCAGAUGAUGUUAUGUUUAGAGAAAGAAUUGAAAUUCAAUAUAGAGAAUGUAGUAAUGGUAUUGAAAAAGAAAAUUUAUCAAAAUAUUUAAUUGGUUCAAAUUAUAUUAGAAUUCCAAUUGGUUCAUCAACAAGAUACACUGAUUGGUGUAAUAGAUUAACUGAUAAUGAAUUAUACCUUCAUCAAUUUAGAGAGGUUACAAUAAUUCAACCAACUUGGUUUUAUCAUAGAUCUUUAUUUGAUAAAAAUGGAAAAUAUAUUGAAGCUUUAAAAAUGGAUGAUAUAAUUAAUAAUAAUAAUAAUAAUAAUAAUAAUAAUAAUAAUAAUAAUAAUAAUAAUAAUAAUAAUAAUAAUAAUAAUAAUAAUAAUAAUAAUAAUAAUAAUAAUAAUAAUAAUAAUAAUAAUAAUAAUAAUAAUAAUAAUAAUAAUAAUAAUAAUAAUAAUAAUAAUAAUAAUAAAAAUAAUAAAAAUAAAGAUAAUUUUUAUUUAAUGGGUAAUAAUGAUAAUGUUUGUCAAUAUAAACAUAAGAAUCAAGAUAAACAUAUUGAAAAAUAUAAAGAAUCACAAUUAAAAUUUAUAAAAGAUUUAAAUAAUUCUGGUGCAAAAGCAAUACCAGAGGAUUUAAUAUUUUUUAAUAGACAUUUAGAUAAAGGUGGAAUUUUAAAGAAAGCAAAGAUAGAAUCAUCAAUUAAUAAUGAGAAUGGUGGUGGUGGUGGCGGUAAUGGUGAAAAUAAAAAAUUAAAGAUUGAAAAGUUUGAACCAUUAUUAGUUUAUCGUUAUCAUGAAAAUAAUUUAAGUGGUCAAAUUCAUAAACAUAUGUUAAUGAAAGUUAGAAUUGAAUAUUUAGAACGUAGAGUAUUAUCGAAUUGGAAAGAAUUUACAAUUUGGGGUGCUGGAAAAGAUGGUAAAAAGUUUUUCACACUUUUACCUGAUAGUUGUAAAAAAAAGGUAAUUGCAUUCUGUGAUGUUGAUAAAAAUAAAAUUGGUGUAAAUUAUAAUGCAGCUUAUACUCCUUAUUCAAUUCCAAUCAUUCAUUUCUCAAAUGUUAAAUCACCAUUAAUAAUUUGUGUUGCACUUGAUAGAUCAAAUGGUGAAUUUGAAAAUAAUUUAAAUUCUUUAAAUUUAAUUCAAGGUAAAGAUUAUUGGCAUUUUAAUUAA
This is a messenger RNA of Dictyostelium discoideum AX4, 1818 nucleotides long. RefSeq lists its product as hypothetical. The record is from RefSeq and is a predicted model, not a curated record. Lineage: Eukaryota; Evosea; Eumycetozoa; Dictyosteliales; Dictyosteliaceae. The transcript has 2 exons. The coding region runs from base 1 to 1818 and encodes 605 amino acids. Gene Ontology annotation, molecular function: catalytic activity.